Molecule: messenger RNA, 2118 nt
Organism: Aphanomyces invadans
Lineage: Eukaryota; Oomycota; Saprolegniomycetes; Saprolegniales; Verrucalvaceae
Exons: 1
Coding region: 13-1971 (652 amino acids)
Biological process (GO): mismatch repair; nucleotide-excision repair
Cellular component (GO): cytoplasm; XPC complex; nucleus
Molecular function (GO): single-stranded DNA binding; damaged DNA binding
Source: RefSeq, a predicted model, not a curated record
AAAACCGCCAAAAUGGAGUUCGAAUGGGGCGGCGGCAGCAGUCCGUUCGACGACGUCGACAAGCAGCAGCACAAUGGCCAUGACGACGACGCUUCGCUACUUGCCAACCACACACAUGCUUACGACGAUUCAGACGAUGAUGCGUGGGAAGAUGUCAGUAACAACGGCAAGAGUGUGCAUCCCAACGACGACACUGGCGUCUUCUCCGACGACAGCGAUCACGUUCACGAGACUUCGAGUGACUUGCAAGUGGAAAAGCUUCCAGAGGACUGGGAUGCAUUGAACGCUGCAUUGAACGCCCAGGUGGCGGCUGAAGGAGACGGGAACAAGACCAAGUCGAAAGUGAAGCGGCUGACCAAGACGGAAAAGAGCGAGUUGAUGGUCCAGCGGCAAGCGCAUCUCGUGUGUCUUCUAGCUCGUGAGGUACAGGUGAAUGCCGCGAUUAACGACGUGACCCUUCAAAGUCUCGUGCGAUCGAUCGUCCCCGCCCACGUCGACGUGAAUGUGGCGGCUUCCAAUCAAGCGCGCCAUGGCGUAGUGUAUGUGGUGCAGACACUCAUGCGGUGGUUUCGACUCACCUUCCGACGACUGCCAUAUACCGAUAUCGGCGACGAAGGCGUCGACUUUGACGUCACUGCGGCGUCCCUUCUCCGAGUGUUCUUCAAUCGGGGCGGCUACGAACACGAGAUGGUGCCGCUCUUCACAGCGCUCUGUAGAUCUUAUGGCAUUCCGACGCGGCACACGAGUUGCCUGGAUACACCGCAUGUCGUGAAGCGAAAUGCGCCAUUUGACCCGCAUUUUGGGAUUCCCAUCGACGGUCUCGCCGCAUGCACCGACGAGAACGGCAACGAAGGCGAAGCCACGAGGAAGUUGACGGACCGACGCAGCCUUCGCUCGUGGUGCGAAGUGUAUUCGGAUGCGAGCGCAAUCCUUCCGCUCUCGCAUGAGAAGAAGGCGCCAAUGUCGUCGUCGUGGGUGCACGUCGACGUAAUCCGAAGCCUCGUGAACCAGCCGUUCGAAGUCGGUCGAUUGCGCGGCCGCGGCGCCGUGAUGCCGCACAUCGUCAGCAUCGACGACGAAGGGCGAAUUGUCGACGUCAGUCGACUGUAUGCGAUCGAUUGGGCUCGCACACAACCACUGCGAUGCCACGAGGCGUGGUGGGCGAGGCAGCUACGGGUCGGUUCAACGAAUGCCAAUCCAAUUGACGUUGAAGCGCCCAAUUUGCCGCUGCCGACGAGUGUCCAGGGGUUCAAAAAUCACGCGCAGUAUUGCUUGGAGCAGCACUUGGGAAUGUAUGAGUGGAUUCGACCGCGGAAGCCCGUAGGGUUGUUCAAGGGCAUGCCGGUGUUUGAACGGUCUGCGGUGCACACGCUGCAGUCGGCGCACCGAUGGCUCCGGCAGGGACGCGUGGUGGUGGCGGCGGAACAACCGUGCAAGUUGGUGGCGAAGCGGCAGCACGCGCCGCCGACCCAGACGUCCAUGUAUGCGAACCCAGUGCCGUUUUCGGUGGCCACGGCGGCCGUCCCGCCGGCUGGCGAUGAAAAAGAGGCGGAGCAGCUCCCCUUGUUUGGCCUUUGGCAGACAGAAAAGUUUGCUGCGGCACCGGUGGUCGAUGGAAUCGUGCCCAAGAACGAACACGGGAACAUUGAGAUCUGGAGCGAAGCGCAUCUCCCGGCAGGCAGCGUGCACAUUCGUCUUCCCCGCGCCAAAGUGGUCGCAAUGCAGCUCGGAGUCGACUUUGCGCCUGCCAUGGUCGGGUGGGAGGCCCGGAACGGCCGCAACGUGCCCGUGUUUGACGGUAUCGUAGUCUGUGAAAAUGCCGCCAGCAUGAUUGAGGACGCCCACGCGGUGCUGGAACACAGCCUUGUGGAGAAGGCCGUCGCCAAGCAUCGCAAAGAAAUCGCGAAACGAUGGGCAGUGUUUGCGAAAAAGUUGCUGCUGCGAAAGCGCCUGCGUGAAGAGUACGGGUGAUGUCGUGUUGCGGCGACGAAAUGUAUAGUCUUUCAUGAAGUCGAAGUUCUAACGUGCAGUGAAUGACAAUGCCAUAAAUGUCUCGACGACUGCUAGCAUGCGAUGUUUCCACGUGGGAAUGCAACGUGUGGCGGUUGGUGUGGCUGG